AUGAAACCAAAAACCCUGACCAAAACAAGCGUGUUCCCCUUCUGGCUCUGCAACUAUAACCUCCUUUCGGGCUUUCUCUGGGGACUCCUUCUCAUUCAAACCUCUUAUCUCCAAUUCAAGCCGCUGGGAGGGCAGCCGCGACUCUUCCAAGCGACGUACUCCAACUUACUUGUCAUUGAAACCCUUGCAUUGGUAGAGCUUUACAAUGCGGCCGCGGGCAUUGUGAAGUCAUCAGUGUUCACCACUUUCAUACAGCUCUAUGCGCGCUUUUCCAUCAUCUGGGGGUUGCUCUAUCCUUUCUCGGACUCUGAUUUUAACAACAGCACUUCUUGUUACUACUACAUGGUAGUGGCAUGGUCGGUGACAGAAGUUAUCAGAUACAAUUACUAUGCGGCCAAUAUGAUUUUUCAGGGGGAACCUGGUAAAGUCUUGACGUGGUUGCGCUACAACACCUUUUUGGUAAUGUAUCCAUUGGGGCUCUUUUGUGAGGUUUCCAUCUUGCUCGGUAAUUUUCCUGAUUUUGUUGCCGCACUUGGGGGCUCCAGGGCUGCUGAGCUCUUUUUCUACACGCUACUUUUGUUGUACAUCCCGGGAUUUUCUCUCUUGUAUGGGCAUAUGUUGAAGCAACGGAAAAAGAUUAUGCGAAAGUUUUAA
Babjeviella inositovora NRRL Y-12698 is the source of this 654-nucleotide messenger RNA. Its product is annotated as protein tyrosine phosphatase-like domain-containing protein. Lineage: Eukaryota; Fungi; Ascomycota; Pichiomycetes; Serinales. The coding region runs from base 1 to 654 and encodes 217 amino acids. Gene Ontology annotation, cellular component: endoplasmic reticulum membrane. Gene Ontology annotation, molecular function: 3-hydroxyacyl-CoA dehydratase activity. The record is from RefSeq and is a predicted model, not a curated record. Gene Ontology annotation, biological process: sphingolipid biosynthetic process; fatty acid elongation; very long-chain fatty acid biosynthetic process. The transcript has a single exon.